Molecule: messenger RNA, 588 nt
Organism: Camellia sinensis
Lineage: Eukaryota; Viridiplantae; Streptophyta; Magnoliopsida; Ericales; Theaceae
Source: RefSeq, a predicted model, not a curated record
AUGGAGCAGAGCUUCUUCGAUUUGAUCUAUUUUCUACACUGCCCAGGCCUUGCUGAGACAUUCCUCGACGUUUUACUCUCCUCAGUCCCGAUUUGGCUCGCUGUCAUGAUCGACCUUGUUAUCGGCUGCUCCUGGCGCCCUAGGUGGACCGGUCUGCUCUAUCUCAGUCUCCGCUCCAAGAUCCGGUUCGCCUGGAUCGCGCCGCCGAGGUUUGGGGCUCGGAGGUUCUGGCUCGCCUUCACGGCAUUUUCGGUUGGUUGGAGACUUUGGUCCAAGUUCAUUUGGAAGGGAAAGGAUGGUUCUCCAGUGGCGGCGGCACAGCUGGUCGAAAGUGGCAGUGACGUUAGGCUUAACACAGGAACCUCACAGGUAGCGAAUGUUGUGGUAGAGAAAGAUCUAGAACACCUAUUGCAACUUAUUGAAAACAAGGGUGGGAAAAUGGAGUGGCAGAGUAUGAUGGGACACUCCACCUCAAACUUGACAUACCAAGCUUGGCGCCAUGAUCUUGAGGUAUUGUCUUUCAAGUGCUGGAAAAGUAGGCCCAAGUCUCGGCAUUUGCGUUGUAGUUUAAUUGGAGUUUUUCAUUAG